AUGGCUUUGAUCAACAGCAAAUAUUUCUUCGCUUCUCUUAUAAUUCUUGUGGCACUCUUUGGAGUUGGAGUAGAAGGAACGGUUCACAAAGUCGGCGACUCAAGCGGAUGGACCAUGAUGGGUGUGGAUUACCAAGCUUGGGCUUCUUCAAGAACUUUUCAAGUAGGAGACUCACUGGUCUUUGAAUACAACAACGAGCUCCACGACGUCACUGAAGUCACUCCCCAUGACUUCGAGCUAUGCGAUCAGUCUAAUCCGUUAGCUAGAUACCAAACUGGAUCAGACACCGUAACUCUAACCAAACCUGGAUUCCAACACUUCAUAUGCGGAGUUCCUGGUCACUGCGACAUAGGACAGAAACUUGACAUCCUCGUCUUUCCUGCCUCCUUGGGUCCAGUGGCUGCUCCAGUUCCAGGACCAGUCAGAUCACCAAGCUCUUCUAUGUCUCCUUCACCUUCUCCCUUGGCUGAUUCACCAACUAACGCUCCACAGUUUCAGAUGGGACCAUCACCUCUUUGA
Messenger RNA from Eruca vesicaria subsp. sativa (arugula), 519 nucleotides. Lineage: Eukaryota; Viridiplantae; Streptophyta; Magnoliopsida; Brassicales; Brassicaceae. The record is from the annotation of a GenBank genome assembly.